This is a messenger RNA of Ixodes scapularis (black-legged tick), 291 nucleotides long. RefSeq lists its product as uncharacterized. The record is from RefSeq and is a predicted model, not a curated record. The annotation marks the transcript as partial. The transcript has 5 exons. NCBI's taxonomy places the organism in Eukaryota, Metazoa, Arthropoda, Arachnida, Ixodida, Ixodidae.
AUGGGAAGUUCAGGAAACGAAGAACAAAACGAUGAAGCAACCACGAAAACAGAAGACAGUAAAAUAGGCUACGAAUUGCCAGAUUUCGUGGGUAACGCAGACCAGAAGAGAAGCUAUGUAUUACAACUGCUAGCCAACUGCGGUUCGCAGAACCAAUUGUACAAGGUUAACGAAAAAGAAAUAAAAGAUAACUUAAAAAAUUGUACCUAUACAUGUCUGGGAUUAGGAACCCCACCAAACAAUAAAGUGGUACGAAUACCAGAAGGCUUCCUUUGCGACGUCCAGAGCAUG